AUGGAGAGUGACGCCGGUAUGAUACUGGUGAUGGGGGAGACAGGAGUCGGCAAAAGCACUUUCAUCAAUGCUCUCAAGCCCGAUUCCGUCGAGAUUGGUCACAGGCUCAAGUCUGUGCAAAGCGGUCCUCAAGCCGUUCAGGUCUAUUUGGAUGAGGAGGAUCAAAAUUCUGUCACCGUUGUUGACACCCCUGGGUUUAAUGACAGCCACCGCCCUGAUUCUGAAGUCCUUGCUGAGGUCACCGAAUAUCUCGCUGCGCAGUAUGCGGCAAAUAUUCCACUCAGAGGGGUGAUCUACCUGCAUAGAAUCCAAGAUAACAGAAUGAAAGGGUCUGCGAGGAAGUAUUUGGAGGUCUUCCGGUCGCUCUGUGGUGACGAGGCUCUCUCUAAUGUAAUGCUUGUGACAACUUUCUGGAACAAGGUACGUGAUGACGAGCUCGGGGACUACUUGCGGAGGGAGCAGGAAUUGAUCGACGACUAUUGGGAACCAUUGCAGAGGAAAGGGUCGGUGAUUGCGCAAUUCGACGGCUCCAAGGAAGCAGCUGAGUCAUUGAUAUUGCAGCUUGCUCAGCACCGGCGUCCGGUGAUUCUUGACAUCCAACGCGAGCUGGUGGAUGACGACAAGAUAAUCAGCGAGACGAAAGCCGGGCUGGGCAUUAGCGAGCGACUUGAUGCAGACAUCAGGGAAUACCAAGAACAUCUGGAAAAGAUCGUGGUGAAGUUGGCCGCAGCUGGAGAUGAAAAUGACGCAGUAAGAAUCAAGCAACUGGAGACGGAGAAAAAGGAUGUGGAAGGUCUCAUCAAAGACCUUGAGAAGUCUAGGAAACGUAUGGGUUCCAGAGUUGGAAUGGAGAUGAAAUACCGCCUUGACCGGGAGAAACGCAAGGAGAUAUUGGUAACUAGCGUAUCCGUAUUUGCUUCCGUCCUCAGUAUCACUUUGACCAUCGUCAAAUUUGUAGUAUUUGGUGACUCAUCUACUGCCAUAAGUACCAGGGCUAUGGAUGGUCAGACGAAGCUGGUGUCAAGACGCCGGCAUAGUGCCGUCGAGGGCCCACGCCCUGACAUCGUAGACUCAAAACAUUCAAAACACUCUUUCAGGAUGAGAAAUCUCAUCAAGCCUUUGAGAGGCUUGAAUAAAACGAAUGGCGGCGACAAAACUCACAGCAGUGAGAACUCGGUAUCGGAUGCUGUGGUGAACCCUGAAGACCUAGAUCCGCUCCAGAUGACCCCAGAGGACGAUUUGAAUCCUCAAUCUGCCAGCGCUGCAGGAUCAGCAGCGGGAGAAGCGAAUAAGCUAUCCAUAUCAAGGGUUUUGACAGAUCCCGUGCUUGAUAGAAGAGAUUUCAACAACCAGUCAAAAGCAUACAGCCAUGACACACCAUAUCCAAAUAUUCGAUCGAAGGACCAAGCUAGACUUCAAGAUUUCACGAAUUGUCAGGUGAUGCCUAUUGUUUCGGCUCGUACUGAUUCAAGCUACGCCGUCAAGGCAGUGGCCGAGAUCCUGACUGGACCCGAUAUACUUGGGCCGAUGGGCAUAGACGGACAAGAUCUCGGAUCCAACCCGAGAAAAGGCUCUAUCAUAGUCACAGAGGAGUUGUUUUCAAAGGGCUACCUACCCGGUCAACAUUACCACCAGUCUAAUACUGGGUCUACGACUAUUCAUCAAACUUCGAUAAUCUCGGCUAACAGCAGGGAACAUGACACGACUAUUACCAUCGCUGAGGACGUGCGUGGCACGUUCAGUGACCGGGAAUCCAACUUUCGCAACCAAGGAAAAGCCUUGAAAAUUUUUGAGAAGACAGUAGUUGACCGCCUUGGGGAGGAGAUUGAGGACCUGAAAUUUCAAAACCAGGAGAGUAAAUCUACCAUCACAAGUAUGAAGCAAAUGGAAGCAUAUUAUGAGUCGCGGAUACUCGAGCUAGAAGAGGCGAACGGAUGGCUUCAACAUAAGGUCUCAGAGAGAGCUGUCCCUGCAGGAAGGCAGACAAUACCCGGUAUUGGUCUUCUGCCAGAUAGCGACAUCACCGGGAGAUGGCGACAGUUGUGCUGGACAAUGCGCCAACUCGUCAGCAGCAACAUAGUGGUACUCUCAUCGUACCCAGACCAGCAGGACAAUAGAUUCGCCAUUCUUAAGAAGAUCACGCCGACAUACACCGUCUUCUUGCGAUCUAAAAGCGACUUUGUAGACUUGGUCCAAGCAGUAAUCUGGGACCAUCUAGCAAACAAUGUGUUUGCGUCAAGAAAUUGCUCCAGCUGGGCGUGCUGGUCUGGGAAAUGUUUUGACCAACUCAAAGCUUUGACCGACAGUAUUUCUCACGGUCAUCGGCAGGACGGCCAUUUUCACCUCUGGAGAAGCCAAACCGCCACUCUUUUUUCAAUGUAUGCCGACCCUACCGAGGUCUCAGGAUACGCACAGGAACUUGUGGGGCAUAUCGAGAAAGACCUCAAGUACCUGCUCAACAAUUGGGAUACCGGUCUACGCAAGCAUAUGGCCAAUCUCGUUGGGGAAGCCAUCCAAUUUGACGCCGAUCUUUGCCAACAAAGAGCAUGGUGGUUCUGCGAGUACCCCGGGGUUACUGACAGACGCAAUCGCUACGACAUCCCCUUCCAGAGCGUCUCGAUGAAGGAGGCGAACAGCAAGUUCGAUGAGGCUGACGCUCACGCAACUCUCAUGAUCUCGCCUGCUCUUAUGAAGGCUGGGAACUCCACAGGGGACAACUACGACAAUGUGCAGGUGGUCGUCGAGAGUUCGGUACACCGAGGCAAGCCGCGGUUGCUAGCGAGUAAACCACCACCUGCGACUUCGCAAGCGCUGGUGGUAGCACGCCAACCCCCAGGGAACCCAGGGGCCUACCAGACCGCUCUUCGAGAUAAGAGGAAAGCUCAGAGAAAUGAGGGAGAUCAUAAGAGGCGCGACAAGAUCUUCAGGCGUAUAGGUAUUCAAUAG
Messenger RNA from Truncatella angustata, 2946 nucleotides. RefSeq lists its product as uncharacterized. Gene Ontology annotation, molecular function: GTPase activity; GTP binding; molecular adaptor activity. Gene Ontology annotation, cellular component: cell division site; septin ring; microtubule cytoskeleton. Lineage: Eukaryota; Fungi; Ascomycota; Sordariomycetes; Amphisphaeriales; Sporocadaceae. The transcript is spliced from 5 exons. Gene Ontology annotation, biological process: cytoskeleton-dependent cytokinesis. Bases 1 to 2946 code for a protein of 981 amino acids. The record is from RefSeq and is a predicted model, not a curated record.